GCGAGUGGCGAUAUCCCAUCAUCUCGUCGAUCGUCGCGGACUGGGCCUCAGUCGCAUUCCCCUACUCGUUCCCUCGACGUCUCCUCACCACAAGCCGCCAUGCCCUUCAGCCACCACUCGCACUCGGGCCAGUUCUGCAAGCAUGCGAAGGGGACGCUGGAGGAGGUCGUGCAGGAGGCCAUACGGCAGAAGUUCCAGCUCUUCUGCCUCACGGAACAUGUCCCGCGAUACCGCGAGGAAGACCUCUAUCCCGAGGAGCAAGGCACCUCCCUGCAUGACCUCUCCUCGCAAUUCCAAGCCUUCCUAGAGGAAGCCCACCGUCUGAAGAAGCUCUACGCGCCUCAAAUCACCAUCCUUGUUGGUCUUGAGACCGAGUACAUCACCGACAUCGACCUCGCGAAGAUCGAGGACCUACUACGCGAACAUCCCAGAGAAAUCGAGCUCCUCGUCGGCUCCGUCCACCAUGUCAACUCCAUACCCAUCGACUUCGAUAAGGACACCUUCGAAGGAGCCCUCAGCGGCUUCGACUCGUCCAAGGACUUCCUCGGCUCGUAUCUAGACUCGCAAUACGAAGUGAUGCAACGACUGAAACCAGAAGUUAUCGGCCACUUCGACUUAUGUCGCCUCUAUACGCCUAAUCAGAGGCUGGACGAACACGAGAGCGUCUGGGGCCGAGUACAACGGAACAUUCAGUUCGCUAUCGGGUACGGCGCGCUAUUCGAGAUCAAUGCGGCGGCUUUCAGAAAGGGAUGGAGCACCGCUUACCCAGGGAAGGAGGUCCUGCAGUACAUCCUCGCAAACAAGGGCCGCAUAACGUUGUCAGACGAUAGCCAUGGUCCGCAAGCCGUAGGCCUGAACUAUACGAGAAUGAAGAAGUACCUUCAAGGGAACGGGGUCAAGGACGUCUGGCGCUUACGACAGUCAAGUUCGCCGAAUGUGGCAGGGCGGUAUGUAGAGGCUGUCUUGGCGGACAACGUCUUCGACAAUCCAUUUUGGGUGGGCCGAGAAUAAAGCCAGUGAAGAGUCGAUGGGUUGAAGCAGGCGACGUAGAGCAGGAGGCAGCGCGCUGCGCCAACGACGAUCAAUAGCAAUGUAGCAUAGGCAGCGCACCAUGCUGUGAAGUAGUCUACCAAGACAAGAGAACAGGGAGUAAACCUUCUAGACCCUCGGCUUCUUCCCUCUGGUACCACCAAUCUUGAGGGGCGUGCUGUCGAUCACGUACUUGACGUGGGGUCUAAUCUUCUCCCCCUCCGCGGUGAGGAAGGCCGUUUGCACGGCUUGCCUGCCCUUUCCGAAGCCUGCGAGGUUCAGCUCGAUGUGGAUGCCUGAGUGACCCUGUGAUUGGGCCUUCUCGAUGAGGUCCUGUACGUAUUGACAAUCCGUCAGUACGCCCUUCAAGUGCAAAACAAACAGACGCACUUCCAUCAUCUUGAACGACUGCACCGCACACUGAUAUCCCGCCUCGUAUGUCUUCCUCCCCGAGCGCUUGAACCC
This is a messenger RNA of Schizophyllum commune H4-8, 1494 nucleotides long. Its product is annotated as histidinol phosphate phosphatase H. Lineage: Eukaryota; Fungi; Basidiomycota; Agaricomycetes; Agaricales; Schizophyllaceae. The record is from RefSeq and is a predicted model, not a curated record. Bases 100 to 1011 code for a protein of 303 amino acids. Gene Ontology annotation, biological process: L-histidine biosynthetic process. Gene Ontology annotation, molecular function: histidinol-phosphatase activity. The transcript is spliced from 3 exons. Gene Ontology annotation, cellular component: cytoplasm.